This is a messenger RNA of Brassicogethes aeneus, 1706 nucleotides long. NCBI's taxonomy places the organism in Eukaryota, Metazoa, Arthropoda, Insecta, Coleoptera, Nitidulidae. The record is from the annotation of a GenBank genome assembly.
UAAUAUACAUUGACUGAAAUGCAAUUACAAGUAGAGGUAAUCCACCAAAAACCUUUAUAUAAUUACGUAUUGGACUACAUAAAGUCAAAGAAUUUUGAAGUAGUACUCAGUAAAUAUCAUGAAAAAAGCAACACAAUUCGUUGUGGAGACCCUCAUAUCCUUAUUGAGCACUAUAAAGAAAAACUCAGAAAGAUAGAAAAACAGCUGGCAAAAGCGCGCAAAAAUAAAGCCCAAGAGCAAACAAAAAUAAUGGCAGAAUAUGCAUCAUUUGAAGUAAAAGAGACGGCACUUCGAAAAAAUUUUUUUAGAUUUAAUAAGUUUAUUAAAGAAAAUGGUGAAAAACGUGAAAGAGGGGCGAUUAAAAUGAAGGAAGAAAAAGAAGCGAUCAAAAAAUGGGAGGAAAAGACUAACCAUUUGAAAGGUUUAUUGGAUAAAUUGGAGAGUAUCAAAAAUGUCAUUGAUGAUGCUAUUAGAAAGCACAAGAUAUAUGAGAAUUUUUUUAUGAAAUGUUGUGGAGAUAUUUUCAAACAACCAGGGGAAAUAGUGGAAAGAUACGAACUUUUACUUGAAACAAGACAUACGCUAUUAGAAAGACAAAAUAACAUCCUCAUGACUUUAGAAAACUUCAAAACCGACCUAAUGAGAGAAACUGAAGCAGCAAAGUUGGUUAUUCUCGGGUUAAACACGAGGAUUUUCAACUUGCAAGAACGUUACGAAAACUCGAGGUAUAAAUCGACCGUGAAUGAGAACAUAAUUGUGGAUAUAUACGGGGUGGCUGGCGAGAAGUUGGAGGAAAUAACGGAAACGAAACUAACAGUGAAUGAGAUGUUUAUGUCGAUAAAUAAGACAGAUGAAAUCGUCAGGUAAGUAAGCAUGUUUUUGUUUUUCUGGGUUUUAAUGUGAAUUUUAGUGAUGUUGAGGAUUAUCACUACCAAUUGGCUUGCAUAAAAAAAUGCUUGGUGCAAUUUGACAGGAUGCAUAAGCACUUUAAGAAAGUAAUUGGUUGAUUAAGUCGAUUUUUUAUAUAUUGAAGUCCAAUUUUUCAUAUUUUUAUUGUAUAAAAAAGAUAAUAAAUGAAUGAUUUAUUGUGUUAUUAACAAAAAAACAUGGUUGUUUCUUAGUGGUUUAUUUUAUAAAAAUAGGGUAAUUAUAAAUAAUAAAUUAGAUGAUGAGUAUUAUCACACUGUACACUGAAAGAAAGUUUUUGUCAAAUUAAUUUUAAAAUGUAAACUUUUUCCAGUGUGCUUUAACAAGUAAAUUUUGGCAAAAUGAGUAUUCAGUCAAUUAAAAAAAUGUUACAACAUCCAUAUCCUCAUCUAAAUCUUCUAUAUUCAUACUUGGGCUGUUCUAUCCUCCUCCCCUCCAAAUCCACAAGCUCGGCCAACUCUUCAGUUGGUCUUCCGGACAUUGCUGCCAACUGGUUGACAUAAACGUCACCAGAAAGGUUUGGUGGGUUUUUGUCUUCAUCUUCCAAGCUUUCGAGUUUUUGGAUUUUUUUCGGUUGAUAUUGCAACGAAGGCGGGAUGAACUCAGAGUCCUUGUUGUAGCUUUGCAUUUUAUUUUCCAGCAACUCGUUUACCAAGGUAUCACGAGAUAGAUCAACGGGUUUGUAGUAUGUUGGAUAAACUGUGUUGUCUUCAUCAUCAAAAGAUUCGAUGUUGUCAUAUCUUAUUGGUUGUCUUUGGAUUGUCUCGUCGAAAUCUUCC